UCCGUCAAACCGGGCCUUAACCUCACAUGACACAUCUGAGAAUUAUGACCGGGUUCGUGCAAAUGUAAUUGUCAAUUUGGUGGGGUGAUGAGAGUUGAGACAGUGGUCGACGAAACGCAGGAAAAAAGUGUGAACAAAAUGCCGUAAGCGAAACACCGAAAGAUUCAAGGACUUUUCAUGAUCACAGAGUUGAUGUUUCAGUCGACACGAACCAUAUCAGUACUAAAAAGUGAUGCUAUCAGGAGGGAUGGUCCAGACUGAUAACGAGAAUCUUCCAUGUGAGAUCGAACCGAGACAUCGACAAUAGAUCGCAAGUAAUCGUUUGAUUUACGUAUUAAAAACCCUGCGAAGACGUUGACUGGACGAUCCCCUUCGAAAAGACGUGGUGGGAGGGCCAAAGGCACCAUGACGAGACCACCGAACAAUGAGAAUCUCCUGACAUUCAAACUAGUGGUCGUUGGUGACGGAGGUGUUGGCAAAAGUGCUCUGACGAUCCAGUUCUUCCAAAAGCUCUUCGUCACGGAUUAUGAUCCAACGAUAGAGGACAGCUACAUCCAGCACACAGAGGUGGACAAACAGUGGUGCAUCCUCGAUGUCCUGGAUACAGCUGGUCAGGAAGAGUUCAGCGCAAUGCGAGAGCAAUACAUGCGCAAAGGGGAUGGAUUUCUCCUGGUGUAUUCCGUCACGGAUAAACAAUCUUAUGAAAAUAUUGUCAAUUUUUAUACGCAAAUCCUUCGGGUCAAGGAUAGAGAUAUUUAUCCGAUGCUGUUAGUUGCUAAUAAAGUGGAUUUGGUACACUUGAGGAAAGUUACUGAAGAGCAAGGCAGAGAGUUGGCGCACAGAUUGGGUAUUCCGUACAUCGAGACUUCCGCGAAGGAUCCACCGCUUAAUGUAGAUGCAGCAUUUCACGAGGUUGUGCGAAUUAUCUGGAAUCAACCGCCCACGGAACUUGAAAAAAAUCGUCGAAAAAGGAGGCGAUCGGGAAAGUGCAAUAUUUUGUAAAUUGAAACUGAAGGUAAAUUCGACUAGCGAUGUAAAAUACUGACGAUCGAAAUGACUAACACAACGUAUGAUAAUUGAGAUAAUUAAAUAUACUGCCUACGGGAUUUUCAUGGGAAAUGCUAUUGACUCAUCAGAAUUUUCCAAACAUCAAUAUUGAAAAUGAAAUCUUGCUAUUCAGAGGAUCGAUCACAUAUUUUUCCGGUAAAUUCGGAGUUAAUAAAAAUGAAAAAAAGCGUGAAAGUUCUCUGUAGCUGUGAUAAUCGAUUGACAAAUGUAUUGCACGAUGAAUGCAUUGGGGAAUACUGAGUUGUUUAAAUUUGUGGCUUGAUAUUGUGAAGACGUUAUCAAUUGUAAAAUGUGAAAAUUAUGUACCAAAAGAAGCACAAUCGAAGAGUCUAGAUUUUCUACGAUCACAUCAUUGUGAUAUGACUAACAUUUGAAUAAGGAACUGAAAAUUAGAUUGAAUGCUUUUUAUUUUUUCAAUCCACUGUACUAACGAGAAGUAAUUAAACGAUUACGAAUUCAUAAAUAUGAAUUGCCGGGCGUUCUCGAUUAAUGAAGCAUCGUCAUGAAAUGACUAUAAUUAUUUUUAUAAUCAACGGGGUCAUGAUGAAUACGCAUUGGUUCCUGAGGAAAUAUCUAUCGCCAUGGUAAAAUAAAAAUAUUAAAUGUGAUGUUGUGAAUAAUUAUUUCCAUGUGGAAAUGCUGUAUUUAAUGGAAAGCCAAGACGUACUAGAAUGGAUCAUGAUUUUCCGCAAUUUUUUAAAUUCUCAUCGUUUAUUUUCAAUUCAGAAACGAGCAGAUGAAACAGUUUAAGGAUAUCCAGGAACGCUUCAAUUUUGUAUUGACAAUUUAAACGUGGAAAGGCUAGAUAAGACUAAAAUAAUUUCAAUGAGAGAAAUUGCCACUAAAUUCGGAUACCCUUAGACUAAUUCAAUUGAGCAUUAAUAUAAUGUAAUUUUAUUUUCAUAUUCAAGCAAAACUCUCACGUCCAUAUAAUGCUAGAUUAUUUAAUUGAUAAUGCCACUCGAAGAAUAAAAAUUCGCCAAGACUUUUUACAACACAAGAGUAUUAUCUGAAGAAGUUAUGAAAGAAUUGAUGUCAUACGGCCUAUUUUUAGGGCGCAACGUACGAAUAUGAAUAACUAAUACUGCAAAGCGUGUGAAAAUCGAGGAGAAAACGAGAAGCACAAAGUCCUGCACACAAAAAAUUGUGAAUUUUGAUUAUAUGUAUGUAAUUCGUAUGAGUGUUAUCUGGAAAAACAACGCGUUGUGUUAGUGGCCACGAUGUAAAACUGCGCUGAAUUCCCAGAUUGUCGUAUAACUAUCAACAUAUACGUGUACAUGUAUCUCCGAAUGUACCAACGUCUGUCCGAAUACAUUGACGUGCCAAUUAAAAUCCCGAAAAGAAAAUUACUGAACGAAAAAGUAAUAAGUAAUUUUUCUUCUGGAUUACAAUUGUCAUUUUUAUGCAUCCCCUUGUCUUGUAAAUAAACUCAAAGCAAUAACUAUUUAUAUUUGCAAGAAAACAAUAAAGUUUAUGACAUGUGAA
Molecule: messenger RNA, 2553 nt
Organism: Fopius arisanus
Lineage: Eukaryota; Metazoa; Arthropoda; Insecta; Hymenoptera; Braconidae
Product: ras-related protein M-Ras
Exons: 3
Coding region: 406-1002 (198 amino acids)
Biological process (GO): Ras protein signal transduction
Cellular component (GO): plasma membrane
Molecular function (GO): GDP binding; GTPase activity; GTP binding
Source: RefSeq, a predicted model, not a curated record